Messenger RNA from Eucalyptus grandis, 993 nucleotides. Its product is annotated as endo-1,3;1,4-beta-D-glucanase. Gene Ontology annotation, molecular function: hydrolase activity. Bases 89 to 826 code for a protein of 245 amino acids. The transcript is spliced from 7 exons. NCBI's taxonomy places the organism in Eukaryota, Viridiplantae, Streptophyta, Magnoliopsida, Myrtales, Myrtaceae. The record is from RefSeq and is a predicted model, not a curated record.
UCUCUCUCUCUCUCUCUCUCGUCUCAUUGGCUCUGUCCUUACCUCAGAAGCAGUCAGCGAUCACAUAACAGAGGCAAGAUCCCAGAGAAUGUCAGGACCUCAAUGCUGCGAGAACCCUCCGACUCUCAACCCAGCCAGCGGCCAAGGCCAUGUUGAGGAGCUGGGUGGCCUCAAAAGCUACGUCUCUGGUUCCUCCGACUCCAACCUCGCCAUCGUCCUCGUCUCUGAUGUGUUUGGAUAUGAAGCUCCAAACUUGAGGAAGCUUGCCGACAAGGUUGCUGCUGCUGGGUUUUAUGUGGUUGUUCCCGAUUUUUUUGGUGGGGAUCCUUUUGUACGUGAAAAUGCCGAAAGGCCCAUUAUGGAAUGGCUAAAGGAUCAUGGAACUGAUAAGGGAUAUGAAGAUGCAAAGCGAAUAGUUGAAGCUGUGAAAGGUAAAGGUGCAUCUGCAAUUGGGGCUGCUGGCUUUUGUUGGGGAGCUAAGGUUGUGGUUGAGCUGGCAAAGACAGGGGCCAUCAAAGCUUCUGCGUUAUUACAUCCGUCAUUCGUCUCUGUGGAUGACAUCAAGGUUAUAUGCAAUUUUGCCGGAGUUAAGGCUCCAAUAGCCAUAUUAGGAGCUGAGAUAGACCGUAUGUCACCACCGGAACUCCUGAAGCAAUUUGAAGAGAUUCUAGCUGCCAAAUCUGAGGUUGAUGCACAAGUGAAGAUAUUUCCGAAAGUUUCCCAUGGGUGGACCGUCAGGUACGAUGUCGCUGAUGAAGAAGCGGUGAAGUGUGCCGAGGAGGCGCAUUCAGAUAUGCUAGAGUGGUUUGCAAAGUUUGUGAAGUGAGGGAAGUCUCUGGUAUCCGUUGAACCCCUAAUCCCUUGCACGUGACUACUUGUGUAAUAAAGUGGAUGCUGUUUACUUUCUACAUUCUGUGAUCGCCAAGAAAAUGGAGAAAGCUAGUGGGGAUUUUGUUUUCUGUUUCUGCAUCUCAACUCAAGUUCUGCCAGAGA